Messenger RNA from Grus americana (Whooping crane), 4769 nucleotides. RefSeq names its product G protein-coupled receptor class C group 6 member A (gene GPRC6A). The transcript is spliced from 6 exons. Bases 27 to 2810 code for a protein of 927 amino acids. Gene Ontology annotation, cellular component: membrane. Gene Ontology annotation, molecular function: G protein-coupled receptor activity. Lineage: Eukaryota; Metazoa; Chordata; Aves; Gruiformes; Gruidae. The record is from RefSeq and is a predicted model, not a curated record. Gene Ontology annotation, biological process: G protein-coupled receptor signaling pathway.
UGGUAGUGAGCAAGUGAAAUAGAAACAUGGCAUUUGUUAGCUUUUUGAUCCCCUGCUUUGUGAUCGGCACUGAUAUCGCUUACUCUUGCCAGAAUACUGAUGAUUUUGUGGGUGCCAGUUCUCCGGGGGACAUUGUUAUUGGAGGCUUGUUUGCAGUUCACAGUGAAAUGCUGCGUCCAGAAGAAUAUCCCAUCAAGCCAGUAAUUCAGAAUUGCGCUGGCUUCGAAAUUCAAAUUUUUCUUCAGACACUUGCAAUGAUACAUGCUAUUGAAACGAUCAACAAUUCAACGCUGUUAUCUGGAGUUACUCUGGGCUACGAAAUCUAUGACACGUGUGCAGAAGUUACAAAAGCCAUGGCGUCUGCCCUGAGGUUUCUGCCUAAAUUCAAUUCUUCUGAGGAUGUUGUAGAGUUCAAGUGUAACUACUCAGACUACGUCCCAAGAAUUAAGGCAGUCACUGGAGCCAGCUACUCGGAGGAGUCGAUGGCAGUUUCAAGGCUGUUGGCUUUGCAAUUAAUCCCACAGGUCAGUCCUGCAUCAUCAGCUGAAAUCCUCAGUGACAAAAUCCGGUUUCCUUCUUUCUUCAGGACUAUCCCCAGUGAUUUUCAUCAGACAAGAGCGAUGGCCCACUUGAUCUGUGAGUCUGGGUGGAACUGGAUUGGAGUAAUAGCCACUGAUGAUGACAACGGGCGGUUCGCUCUGGAGAGCUUUGGGGUCCAGGCCAUGGCAAACAACGUUUGCAUAGCUUUUAAAGAAAUGCUGCCCGCCUAUCUCUCUGACAACACCUUUCACACCAAAGUUGAUCACGCAAUUGAGAAGAUUGUCAAGGAAACUAGAGUAAAUGUUAUUGUUGUUUUUAUGAGACAGUUCCAUGUGCUUAAACUAUUUAAGAAGGCAAUUGAGAGGAAUGUAAGAAAAAUCUGGAUUGCAAGUGAUAACUGGUCAGCUGCAGUGAAAAUCAGUACAAUUCCCAAUAUCAGACAGCUGGGAACCAUUGUUGGAUUUGGAUUUAAAAGCGGAGAUGUCUCCACAUUCCAAGACUUUUUGAGAAACCUUCAUGAAAAGCCCACUGACAACAACAAAUUUCUACGUGAAUAUGUUAUGCUUUUGUCAGUCUGUGCACACCUGGAAUAUCAUGAUUUUCAAAUGUGCAUUUCAAACCAGUCCCAGGACGAUCUAUUGGAAAAUGUUGAGAACAAACAUCAGAUCUGGAGAGAUGAUUUUUUGAAUGCUAACGUUGAAUCAGGAUUUAUCCAUAGUACUAUACUUGCAGUCUAUGCCAUUGCUCACGCCAUUAAAGGGCAAUGCAAAGACAGAAACUGCAAGGAUCCCUCUGCCUUCACUCCCUGGGAGCUCCUUGAAGAACUUAAAAAAGUUACAGUCACUGAUGAUGAUAAAGAAAUAAAGUUUGACUCCAAUGGAGAUAUGAGCACCAGUUACGAUGUACUUCUUUGGGAAGAAAUUGAUGGCCACAUGGAAAUCACCACUAUGGCAGAAUAUGACCCAGAGAAAGGGGACUUCAUCUUUGAAGAUGAGGAAAAAAAAAAACAAUUUCUAGAUUUAAAGAAGGUUCAAUCAACAUGCUCCCAGCACUGCAGGCCAGGACAGAUGAAAAAGGUUACAGAAAGUCCACACACAUGCUGCUAUGAAUGUGUUUACUGCCCAGAAAACCAUUACAGCAAUCAAACAGAUAUGGAUUACUGCUACCGAUGUAACAACAAAACCUACUGGGCUCCAGUUAACAGUACCACGUGCUACAGAAAGACAAUCCAUUUCCUUGCCUGGACUGACUGGUUUGCUAUUUUCCUCCUCCUCCUCUCUGCUUUUGGGGUCGUGUUGGUUUUGUCAAUUAGUGUAAUAUUUACUAAAAACUUGAACACGCCGGUCGUAAAGGCAUCUGGAGGUCUAACCGUCUGCUAUAUUAUUCUCUUCAGCCACUUCUUAAUCUUUUUAAGCACUGUCUUCUUCAUAGAUGAACCCACAGAAUUCAAGUGUAAAACUAGGCAAGCCCUCUUUGGCAUAAGUUUUGCGCUCUGCAUUUCAUGUAUUUUAAUAAAGUCACUAAAAAUUUUACUAGCCUUCAGCUUUGAUCCCAAGCUGCAGAAUUUCCUGAAAUGUGUAUAUAAACCUGUUCCCACUGUGGUCACCUGCACUGGAAUUCAAGUUAUCAUUUGCACCUUCUGGCUAAUAUUUAGGACGCCUUUUGUAAAGCAAAAUUUCUCAAUCCCAAGAGCAAUAAUUCUGGAGUGCAAUGAGGGCUCCAUUGUGGCUUUUGGGAUUAUGUUGGGCUACAUCGCUGCCCUAGCUUUCAUUUGCUUCAUAUUUGCCUUUAAAGGUAGGAAGUUACCAGAGAACUACAACGAAGCUAAAUUCAUCACCUUUGGCAUGCUAAUUUACUUUAUAGCAUGGAUCGUAUUUAUCCCUGUCUAUGCAACUACAUUUGGCAAAUACCUGCCGGCAGUGGAAAUCAUCGUUGUGUUAAUAUCCAAUUAUGGAAUCCUCUGCUGCACUUUUCUUCCAAAGUGCUAUAUCAUCAUUUACAAGCAAGAAACAAACACAAAAUCUGCCUUUCUCAAAAUGAUUUACACAUAUUCCUCCAAGAGCGCAGGCAGCGUUGCUGUUAGUCAGAUUUCUUUGGAUUCAAAGUCUUCCAGCUCCCGAGCUACUAUCUCAGAUUCGUGUAAAUCUGAGAAAAACUCUGUGAAUGGAAACUGCCAUUUCCAGGUGCCUGGGCAGAGACUAAUAAAAGGGAAAGUUCUUCCUAAAAAUACUGCAAGGACUCCAGCAAGGAAAAGACUCUCCAGCAUAUGACUGAGCAGCGUUAAAGCACUAGAAGAUGAAAAGCCAUCUUUGGGAGCCAUUUCUCCUUCAGGUCUCUCUCCUUUUGGCAUCCCCAAAGAGAGCAGGCCACACAAAAUGCCUUCUCCUUCAGUACUUACUUAGGCAGUUAUCCAUUACCAGAUUUCCAAGGCUCUUCUUGCUCACAGAGUCCAUUCCUGCUCCUGCGGGCACCCCAAGGUGCAGUCCCCUACAGCAGCUCCCCUCCAUCCCCAGUCCACUCUUAUAGACCUGCAGGAACCUCAUCCACAAUCUCAAUUCCCUGAGUGAGGCAGAAGCAUCAGGAAAUUACUUCUCACAGACAUGUAGGCAGGAACAUAUGGAUUUACCUCACUUUUUUUUGCAUCUUUGAUGCUCAAUUGUUUAAGAAGCUCUUCUCACCUGGCCUUGUUUUACAGAUCAAACAGAACCCUCUCCCAGCCUUUGUUUGCUAGGACAAACAAGCCCAGUCCGUUAGUCUCCACUUUUAAGACAGGCUUUCCAUUCUCCUGAACAUCUAAAAGCAACCCUUUUCACCUGGUAUCGUGAAUCUUUUUUUUUUUUUUCCUCCCCAAAAUUGCACACCUUAUUGCAGACAAGUGCUGCAGUAACUUUUAAAGUUUCUUGUAUUUCCCAGGAUGAUGAUGAACUAGAGACAGGUCUAUUUAAAAAUUUAAGAAUUUCUCUGGAGCUCUGUAGUUAUACGUAUGUCCAUCUACUUUUUCCCCCAUACUCAGAGGAAAUACACUAAUUCACUUCAUGCACCUCCUCUGAUGUGUAAGGAAAGAGGACCCACCUAUCCCCAUGUGUCCUCUCAGUUGAGGAUGUAAUGUCAAAACUUAUAAAAUUAAUUGAUUCCUCUCAUUAGCAUAAAUAAUCUAAUGACAAAGAUUGGCAUGAGCGCAUCCUGGGAAUUUUAGCUUUUUUGAUACAUAUUUUAAAAAUCUGAUUUUCAACAAGAAGAUGACAAUGCACCAUUCCAAUAUGUUGAAAUGGCACAAGACUGAACCGAUACGAGCUGCGCUGGAUGAGUCUCCACUCGGUAGCUCCAUCAGUACAGCUGUGCUUUGCCUUCUGUAUGUGAGGCAAAAGGCACAGUCAGAGAAGGAGGAAUUUCUCUGUCAGGACAAUGAUACCACAGAACUUUUUCAAACUCUAAACAGCAGAGUUACGUUGCCAGUCCAGGACCAUGAAAAAUACUGUUCAUAAAGCCCGGGCCAUAGAAAUUUUGCUAUUACAACUUCUGUGCCACGUUACUGUGAAAUAAUAGUAAAUUCCUUGAGUUUUGUUCAUGUGCCUGUUUAGAUCUGGAACAACUGGAUGUUGUGACAGGCCAAAAUAAAGUUCAGUAGAUUUGGUGUUACAUAGGCGUAUUGUAUUAUUGUUAUGUACAAUACGUCUAUUUUUCUAUCAUAUCUAUGUUGAAACCCUUAUCCAUAUGAUUUUUCUAUGCAUAUUUUGUUAAAUACAGCUAUAAAUCACAUUUCAACAAUGGACAUGGAAUGAAAUUACUGUGACAUGUAGACUAUAUAUAUGGUAUAUAUCUGUGAAGGCAUUUUUAAAGUAAUUUGAAUGGCAAGGGUGCAAUUUACAUACCUAUUUGAGUAAUUAUGUUAAGUUCUGUAGCUGGUUGGAAGAAUGAAGGUUUACGCACAUAUAUUUAUAUGAUGAAUGCUGUUCAUACAUCGGUUGUUGCAAAUCCUGUUCUGAAUAGGAAGUUGUGUAUGACAAGGUUAAAAUUCCUGCAAUUUGACUGCCAGUGCAACAAGAAGUGUCUCCCAAAAAGAGAGGAGCAAAGCUUACUUUGCACAAUGACUGUCGGCAUUCAGCUGGUUAGAAAAGUUAAUUUGGCUCAGACGUUGUACCUGUAUUUAUUGUUUUCAAAAGUGUUGAGUAUAUCAUGUCUCAAAGAUACAUGAAAGGGAAUGAUUAAAGCCAUAUUGUUAUUUAAAA